Penaeus vannamei (Pacific white shrimp) is the source of this 1665-nucleotide messenger RNA. The record is from RefSeq and is a predicted model, not a curated record. NCBI's taxonomy places the organism in Eukaryota, Metazoa, Arthropoda, Malacostraca, Decapoda, Penaeidae.
GUUGGACCUUGAAAAGCGACUCGGAUGCAAGAACCCACGUAACUCACCGUCGACAUUGCAAUCCUCCCAAAAAGCAGCGAAAGAACCAUGAGUUUGGGGAAGAAACUGACAGCUAUGGUGCCUGCCCGGGUGGUGUUGGCUAUGAUGACCUCGCUCGGUGUGGUGACGAUCUACAUGGUGAGGAUAAACCUUUCCAUGGGCAUCAUCGCUAUGGUGCACACGGUCUCCGCAUCCGACGAGGCAGCACACCAUACCAGGACUGUUCCGUAUUGUCUCAAGUAUCGACAGACGGAUGAAAAGGACACCAACAACACAUCCUUCACAACCACAACUGAAACGUAUGCCAGUUACAACGUCAGCAUCAGCACUACACUCCCAGACACGGCGGAAUAUUCUUAUGAUUAUAAUCUGACUAUGAAAGAGCUGGAAGACAAGAUGUUCCUGACAAGCGGGCAGCGGGGGACGGUUCUCGCUGCCUUUUUCUACGGCUACUUCGUAACUGGACUCCUCGGCGGCAGGUUGGCUGAAUUAUACGGCACCAAACUGGUUCUUGGCGGCAGCGUCUUCCUGGGUAUAUCCUCACUCUUGGCCCUAAUUGCUCUCAGGGCCGCCAUGGGACUGGGUCAGGGUGUUGCGUAUCCCUCGAUGCACGCAAUGAUCGCCCGCUGGGUCCCUCCUCUCGAGAAGCCGAGGUUCACUGCCUUCGUCUUUCUGUCCAGCUGUCUCGGCAUCAUCGUGACUAUGCCUAUGUGUGGCCUCAUUAUCGACUCCCUCGGCUGGCCCUACAUUUUCUACGUGUCGGGGGCCCUGUCCUUGCUCUGGCUCGGGGUCUGGAUGCGGUUCAUGUACGAGACUCCCGCAGACCACCCAAGGAUUUCGAAGGAGGAGAGGGAUUAUAUCCUGGAGGGGAUUAAGGAAGGGACGGCUGGGAAGAAGCCAAGCCGAGUACCGUGGAAGCAGAUGCUGGGCAGCCUCUCCUUCUGGGCCAUCAUUGUCUGUCACGUCGGGAACAUGUUUGGCUGGACGCUCCUGGCCACUCAGCUGCCGACCUUCAUGAACAGUGUGCUCGGGUUCUCCAUUAAGAGUAACGGCGCCCUGUCCUCGCUGCCCUUCCUGGCUCGCUACCUCGGGGGGAACUGCAUCAGCUGGCUCGGGGACUGGAUCCUCACUCGGGGCUGGCUCUCUCUGCUCGCCACGCGCAGGGUCUUCACGCUCAUCGGACUGUGCAUUCCCGCCCUGAUGCUGGCUGUCGUCGGCUACGUGGGUUGCAACAGCACGGCCGCCAUUGCCCUGCUCUGCGUCGGGACCUUCUUCAACGGCGCCCAAGUUCCCGGGUACAUCUCCAACAUGCAGGACAUCGCGCCCAACCUGGCUGGCACUCUGCUUGGAGCUUCCACGACGGUAGCUUAUAUGCUGUCCAUGUUGUCCCCGAUAGUGGUGGGCGUUCUGACUCCAGACCAGAGUCCCGGGCAGUGGCAGUCCGCUUUCUGGGUAGCAACUGCUGUCUACGUCAGCGCCGCCGUCUUCUUCUGCUUCUGCUGUUCGGCGGAGCUUCAGCAGUGGAACUUCGGGGACAGAGAGGACGCCGAAGCAGGAGGUGCUAAGGAGGAGAGCAAAGUCCUCCUGCAGGAGAGGAGAAGGGCGAGUGCCGACCGACGCAGAUGA